UAUGAAGAAUGUAACAUGGGAAGGUAGAGACUUGUCGUUUACAGAAGACGGUUACCAGCAGAACCCCAAGCUGGUCGUCAUCGUUCUCAAUAAGGAACGAGAAUGGGAGAAGAUGGGUCGUUUGGACAACCGUAGCCUGACGUUGAAGUACCACGUGUGGCCGCGCUUCAACUCGUUCGGCGACGCGGAGACGGAUGACAACCAUCUGUCCAUCGUGACUCUGGAGGAGAAACCCUUCGUCAUCGUGGAAGACGUGGAGAGGCUCACUGGAACCUGUAUGAGGAAUUCUGUUCCCUGUAGGAAGCACAUCAAGGACAACACCACAGAGGCGGGCGGGACCUACAUUAAAAAGUGCUGUAAAGGAUUCUGCAUCGACAUCCUGAAGAAGAUCGCGAAGUACGUAAAGUUCACCUACGAUCUCUACCUGGUUACCAACGGUAAACACGGGAAGAAGAUCAACAACGUGUGGAACGGGAUGGUGGGAGAGGUGGUCUAUAAGAAAGCUGUCAUGGCCGUCGGCUCUCUGACGAUCAAUGAGGAGCGUUCUGAGGUCAUCGAUUUCUCCGUCCCGUUCGUGGAAACUGGAAUAAGCGUCAUGGUCUCCCGUAGCAACGGAACCGUCUCCCCGUCCGCCUUUCUUGAGCCGUUCAGUGCGACGGUGUGGAUCAUGAUGUUUGUGAUGCUGUUGUUGGUAACAGCAAUGGCUGUGUUCAUGUUUGAAUACAUCAGCCCUCUGGGCUUUAACAGGAACCUGGCACAGGGUAGAGACCCCCACGGCCCAUCGUUCACUAUGGGUAAGGCGGUGUGGCUGCUGUGGGGUCUGGUGUUCAACAACUCUGUCCCGGUUCAGAACCCUAAAGGCACCACCAGUAAGUUCAUAGUGUCGGUGUGGGCCUUCUUCGCCGUCAUCUUCCUGGCCUCUUACACAGCCAACCUGGCUGCCUUCAUGAUCCAGGAGGAGUUUGUAGACCAGGUCACGGGACUGUCUGACAACAAGUUCCAGAACCCGUAUGCGUACUCCCCUCCGUUCCGUUUUGGGACGGUCCCCAACGGUUCGACGGAGAGGAACAUCAGGAAGAAUUACCCUAACAUGCACGAGUACCUGUCCAAGUACCACCAGACAGGGGUUCAGGACGCUCUGGUCAGCCUGAAGACGGGUAAACUGGAUGCCUUCAUCUACGAUGCUGCUGUGUUGAACUAUGCAGCGGGUCGAGACGAGGGCUGUAAGCUGGUCACCAUCGGCAGUGGGUACAUCUUCGCCACCACCGGCUACGGCAUCGCUCUGCAUAAAGGGUCCUACUGGAAACGCCAGGUGGACCUGGCUAUACUGGCUAUUAUAGGAGACGGUGAGAUGGAGGAGCUGGAAGCUCAGUGGCUAACGGGGAUCUGUCACCAUGAGAAGAACGAGGUGAUGUCCAGUCAGCUGGACAUCGACAACAUGGCCGGAGUGUUUUACAUGCUGGCUACCGCAAUGGGACUGUCUCUCAUUACCUUCAUAUCAGAGCAUCUCUUCUACUGGAGGUUGAGAUACUGUUUCACUGGAGUCUGUACGGGAACACCGGGACUACUGUUCUCUAUAAGCAGGGGGAUUUGGAGUUGUAUUCACGGCGUCCACAUCGACAUGAAAAAGAAAUCCGAGCUGGAUUUUAGCCCUCAGGCCAACAUGUUGAAGCUCAUCAAGUCAGCCAAACAGAUGACCAACAUGUCCAACCUGUCUGCGUCCAGGAUCAAUUCCCCCAAGCGGGCGGCUGAGUUCAUGCACUCGGCGGGGCCCAUGAUCAUGGAUAUGAUGGCUGAGAAAGGUAACUUCAUCUACGCCGACAAUCGAAGCUACGCCCCUAAAGAGGUGAUCUACGGCGAUACGGGCGACCUCCAGGCGUACCUGGCCAACCGACACAAAGACCACCUGAAUAACUACAUCUUCCAAGGCGGACAGCACCCUCUGACCCUCAACGAGUCAAACCCAAACUCCGUGGAAGUGGCGGUGAGCGCGGACGCCGCCCAGACCAACGCCAAACCCAGAGGCCUGUGGAAGAAGUCCGUGGACACAAUGCGGCAGGGUCCAGGUGUCCCGGGCCCCGACAUGCUGUCCCCCGACCCCCGCAUCUCCAUGAAGACGCAACGAUACCUUCCGGAGGAAGCAGCUCACUCAGACAUCUCUGACUGCUCCAGCCGAGGAGGAGGCGGUUCGUACCAGGACCCAGAAAACAACAAGCACCUGAAGAACAAGGACGGAUUAAAAAAAAGACAGUUGCCGUCGAAAUACCCUAGGGACUGCAGCGAAGUAGAGCUGUCCUACUUAAAGACUAAGCAGGGCAGCGGAGGGGGUGGAGGAGUGGGAGGACAGGGACAAGGACAGAUCUACACCAUAGACUCAGAUAGAGAACUCAAUCUCAACUCUGAUCCUUUACACUACCGCGAGAGUCGAGGCCUGGCCGCCGACGACCUGGACUACCCAGAGAUCUACUCUGACCACAACGACAACUACCGGAAGUGUCAGGAUCAGCCAAUCAUCCACCUCAACUCGUCCCCACUGCACCACGCCGACGUCGACCUGCUCCCGGACUCGACUUACUCCAAACACUACGGUGUGAAGGAUAAGAGCUUGUCCCUGUCGCCCCACGAGACCAAUGACCGUUCCAAACAGACCCAUUGCCGCUCUUGUCUGUCCAAGUUCCCUGCCAGUAGCAGCUACACCCCGGGUCACUACACCGCCGCCGCCGCCCGCUCGCCCUACAACCGCUGCGAAGCGUGCCUCCACACUGCUAACCUCUACGACAUCAGCGAAGACCAGCUGCUCCAGGACGCCCUGCUGACCAACCAGGGAAUGCAUCAACAUCAGGACGAGAUGUUCGGCCACUACUGGCCUCAGACGGACGGUCCGCACGUCCAGAAGAGAAACCGGCUGCGUAUGUCCCGCCAACACUCGUUCGACAACAUCAUGCUGGAGAAGCCUAAAGAAAUAGAUCUGGGGCGUCCGGCUCGCUCCGUCAGCCUCAAAGAGAAAGACCGCUGCUUCCUGGAUGAUUCUCCCUACGCCAACCUGUUCAGCGUCCGCCAGGCCGACAAGCUGUUGGGCUCCAGGUCGAUGCUGUUCAACCUGGAGGAGAACAAACGGAGCAAGUCGCUGUACCCCGAACACGGCUCUGACAACCCCUUCAUGGCGUCUUCGCUGAGGGACGACACGCGCCUCGUCCACGGACGCAGCUCCUCCGACAUUUACAAACAGCUGGGAGGAGGAGGGCUCAAAACAUCGCAACGCAACGAAAACAAUCUGAGAUCCUCGGUCAAAUCCGCCGCUUCCUACUGCUCCCGGGACGGAGGACGGAUACCAGCCAAUGACAUGUACAUUACAGAGCAUGUGAUGCCUUAUGUAGCCAAUAAGACAAGUUCUUACUCAGCCGCACCGCGAGGGGUACUAAACUCAGCCCAGUUCAGCAAUAGACGGGUUUAUAAGAAGAUACCCAGUCUGGAGUCAGACGUUUAAUUAACUUAAUGAUUAUAAUUAUUAGUAGGGUUAUUACGAAGUCUUUCUGCUGUGUUUUAUUAUAGUUUAUAACUAUCUACUAUCCACUUAGGAUGCCAUAGACACACUUAUUCUUCUUCUUCUGCUACUACAACUACUACUACUAUUACAACUAUAGCCAGAUAUACGUACCAGGGGAGUUGAAGCUCUCUCUCUCUCUACUAAUCUCUCUGUUCCUUCUAGGGGAGUUGAAGCUCUCUCUCUCUCUACUAAUCUCUAUGUUCCUUCCAGGGGAGUUGUAGAUCUCUCUCGCUCUCUCUCUCUCUCUCUACUGAUCUCUCUGUUCCUUCCAGGGGAGUUGUAGUGAGAGGUUUGGCCCGUCAUAUGAUUCAUGGACAGACAGACAGACAGACAGGCAGACAGACAGGGAGGCAGGCAGGCAGACAGACAGACCAGGAGAGAGAGA
Molecule: messenger RNA, 3932 nt
Organism: Oncorhynchus tshawytscha (Chinook salmon)
Lineage: Eukaryota; Metazoa; Chordata; Actinopteri; Salmoniformes; Salmonidae
Product: glutamate receptor ionotropic, NMDA 2A-like
Exons: 12
Coding region: 2-3487 (1161 amino acids)
Biological process (GO): monoatomic ion transport; long-term synaptic potentiation; excitatory postsynaptic potential
Cellular component (GO): NMDA selective glutamate receptor complex; postsynaptic density membrane; plasma membrane
Molecular function (GO): transmitter-gated monoatomic ion channel activity involved in regulation of postsynaptic membrane potential; NMDA glutamate receptor activity
Source: RefSeq, a predicted model, not a curated record